Messenger RNA from Penicillium bovifimosum, 276 nucleotides. RefSeq lists its product as uncharacterized. The transcript has 2 exons. Bases 1 to 276 code for a protein of 91 amino acids. The record is from RefSeq and is a predicted model, not a curated record. NCBI's taxonomy places the organism in Eukaryota, Fungi, Ascomycota, Eurotiomycetes, Eurotiales, Aspergillaceae.
AUGGGUACCAUCUCUAGCUCUCCAGAAGUCCGAGCCCAGCAGGCCAUCAGCCAGCGCACCCAUACAGAGCUCCAAGCGCUUGCGCCUCUCGAUGCCGAAAACUGUACCGCAGUACCAAGAUUGCUUGGCCAUGCGGAAAGGUUGCAAGGUACUGAUGAUUUAGGGCCUGGCGGCUAUAUCAACUACGUUGCGUGGGAGCGGAAUAUCGCGGGCGAGUUCGUUCCGCGUUUCGUGCAGCCUAUGAGUAAGAUCAUUACCCAUGCGUCUAUCCCUUAA